GAAAGCGUACGGGGGGGGGGACGUCUCGCAUCGGCACGCGCGCGUCGCGCAGACGGCAGAGAGCAGCUGCAGCGGCAAGACUGCGCAUUCACCGAAUACUCCUCGGUCACCCAAACACAGCUCCCGAAGCAACUUCAACAUGGUGGACCGCGAGCAGCUGGUUCAGAAAGCCAGACUGGCCGAGCAGGCUGAGAGAUACGACGAUAUGGCUGCUGCCAUGAAAUCGGUAACAGAGCUGAACGAGGCCCUUUCCAACGAGGAGAGGAACCUGCUCUCCGUGGCCUACAAGAACGUGGUGGGCGCGCGGCGCUCCUCCUGGCGCGUCAUCUCCAGCAUCGAGCAGAAGACCUCCGCCGACGGCAACGAGAAGAAAAUCGAGAUGGUCCGCGCUUACCGCGAGAAAAUCGAGAAGGAGCUGGAGGCCGUGUGCCAGGACGUGCUUAACCUCCUCGACAACUUCCUGAUCAAGAACUGCAGCGACACCCAGCACGAGAGCAAGGUCUUCUACCUGAAGAUGAAGGGCGACUACUACCGCUACCUGGCCGAGGUGGCCACGGGCGAAAAGAGAGCCACGGUGGUGGAGUCUUCUGAGAAGGCCUACAGCGAGGCCCACGAGAUCAGCAAGGAGCACAUGCAGCCUACGCACCCCAUCCGCCUGGGCCUGGCGCUCAACUACUCCGUCUUCUACUACGAGAUCCAGAACGCACCCGAGCAGGCCUGCCACCUGGCCAAGACGGCCUUCGACGACGCCAUCGCCGAACUGGACACCCUCAACGAGGACUCCUACAAAGACUCCACGCUCAUCAUGCAGCUCCUGCGAGACAACUUGACGCUCUGGACGAGCGACCAACAAGACGACGAGGGAGGCGAAGGCAACAACUAGGCGCAUUAUAAAGAGAAGAUCUUUGAGACCCUUUUCCUCUCAGCCGUAACAUAAAACACGCGUGCUCACACAACCAAGAAAAACAAAAAAAAGUAUAAGUUACAUGAAAAAUUCACAACGGGGGGCAUGAUGGAACUGUGUCGGCCACGUUUGCUGAUAGCAAGGCAGCGCAGUUUACUUUAUUUUCCACUAAAUUGCAAUCGAGAGAAAUACGCUAGUUACGAAGAAUGGCAAACGAUUAAAAAAAACAAACAAAACAAUUAAGAAGUAGCUUAAAAAGAAUAAAUUAAACCUCUCUUUCGGGGACGUUUACGCAACACUUUUGAGGAAAAAGCUUGUCGGUUGUCGGCCGUUGCUAAACGGCCGAAGGGUUACGCUAAACCCCCUGGCAUAGGGACUGUUCGAAGCGGAGCUGCUUAUGUUAAUUUACAUUGUGAGUAAAGAGUGCUCUAAAGCGUCAGAGGUGGGCUUAAAUGACAAAAAAAUCUUGAAUGUUAUCGCCUCGCAAAGGUAGGCUGCACUGGGCGUAAACGGUCGUGUUUCUGUCUGAUAUAUAUGUUCGUAGGGAUUCUGGAUCGCACCCACUAAUGUUUGAAAGUCGUUUACGUCGAACUGGUUAUCUGUGCCAUUUAUGAUCCACAUCGUUAGUAUGCAUCUCACCUCGGAACCACACCAAACUGCUGUAUUACAGUAACGUUGAUUAGGCGUGCAAAAAUAACGCACAGUUAUGACUUCCCUGGUACGUGUAUGGCCUUUUCAGUCCAAAGCUUAAACCGUUUUCCGAUCGUUAUUAUUAUCAUUAUUAUCGUGGAUGGCGUUUCAGAAAUCGUCGAGCCUGACCCCGCGGCGUACGAGAAAAGCGAGACUUGAUUUUAAUGCACUGAAGAACAGUUCUAGGUAUUAUAGAUUAAAUAAUCGAAUUAUGGUACGGGCGAAAACGUUAAAAUAAGUGGGGAAAAAAACUAAAGUAAUGCCUAAUCACGUGGUUUGAUACACUCAAUUAAUAUUACUGGUACCAUAGACUAUUUUUAGUUUUUUUCACUUAAUUUAUUUCUACAGUGCACUGGCAUAAAAUAGCUUUUGUUCUUUUUUUCUUUGAAUUCUCAUGAAAUGCACUUGCCUAUUAUACUGUUUCUCAGUGUAGGACGAUACAGCUCCAAUAUUCUUGAUAAUACAAUAUUGUGCAUGCUGGUGAUGUAUUUAUAUACCAUAGCUCGACUUUAUUAACUUUAAAAUCUGUAGAUGUUACGUAUUCAUAUGAGCAAGAAAUGACAAGAAUUUUUUUUUUUUUGUAUUUAUUACUUUCUAUCGGAUCGUUUCGAUCUCUUUACGAUUUAUUUUUUCCUACAUCUUUUUCCUCGCUGAAGUACGCUAUACCAAAACAGUGCGUGUUUACCAUGAAAUAAUCUGUAAUGGAUGUUGCUCUAGUGACAUGCGAUUCUUGUAUUUGGUUUGUAAUAAACACAAAAAAAGGAAGCGAAAAGACAAAAAAAAAAAAAAAAAAGAGAAGACACCAGGUGUGGUGUUCGGUCACGGUAAAUUAUGAUUACAUUGUGAAGAUGUUGUUCUCGAAAUGACUUUUCCUUUUCUGUGCUUUCUUCUGUCAGAUUCUACUGUGAGAUAUUUAAGAUUUGCUGUAAUAUCAGUGUUUGUUUUCCUCCGAAUCUGUUUCUGUAUGGGACUCGCUCAUGGAACAUGACCUAUUCUUAUGAUUUCGGUUUUCUUUCUUUUCCCUCGUCUACUGGUAUCUUAAAUGUGAGUCAUGUAGCGGUUGCACAAAAGAAACGUAAUGAUAAUAAUAAUGAUAAUUAAAAAAAUAAAACAUGACUGUGCUCUUCUAACCACCA
Messenger RNA from Puntigrus tetrazona (Sumatra barb), 2730 nucleotides. RefSeq names its product 3-monooxygenase/tryptophan 5-monooxygenase activation protein, gamma polypeptide 1 (gene ywhag1). The record is from RefSeq and is a predicted model, not a curated record. Gene Ontology annotation, molecular function: protein kinase C binding. The coding region runs from base 140 to 883 and encodes 247 amino acids. Lineage: Eukaryota; Metazoa; Chordata; Actinopteri; Cypriniformes; Cyprinidae. The transcript has 2 exons. Gene Ontology annotation, biological process: signal transduction. Gene Ontology annotation, cellular component: cytoplasm.